Molecule: messenger RNA, 2327 nt
Organism: Nasonia vitripennis (jewel wasp)
Lineage: Eukaryota; Metazoa; Arthropoda; Insecta; Hymenoptera; Pteromalidae
Gene: Rrp1
Product: exodeoxyribonuclease
Exons: 9
Coding region: 939-2114 (391 amino acids)
Biological process (GO): base-excision repair
Cellular component (GO): nucleus
Molecular function (GO): phosphoric diester hydrolase activity; DNA binding; DNA-(apurinic or apyrimidinic site) endonuclease activity
Source: RefSeq, a predicted model, not a curated record
UUUGUUAUUAUUAAUUUGAGGUUAGAUAUCUAGAAAAUUCAUAACCUCCGAAAUCAAUUGUAGUCCAUUUAUUUGCCGUUUAAAAAUAUUUGUAAAAAAUCAUAAGUUUUCAAGAUAAGUAGUACUUUGCAUUAAAGAAAAAUGUAUAAAGAAGUAUUCUAGCAAAGAUUAGAUGAUAAUAAAGUCGCAAGAUACGACAUAAAAUAACAGGUUCAAAAUAUAGAAUAUUACGAAGUCCGCACAAUCGUGAAAUCGUAAUAGCAGGUAAAUGUUUUUGCUGUUUUGAUAUAAGAUGCGACAUAUAGACACCUAUACUGCAGUCUGCAAUACACGUAUAAGUAUAUAUAUACCUAUAUAUAUAUAUUCAUCGUCAUUCGUCGCGCCAAGAGCAACACUAGCACAUCUAGUGAUUGAGCUGAGCACUGCUCUCAGAUACUUAUGAUGAAUGAUGAUAUUUUAUAAAAUAAAGCAUAAAAGUAUAAAUGCGAAUAUGGCGCUCUGAAUGCCGCGAAAAUUAAAACACGUAAAAGCCAUUUUAAACUUUUUUUAAAAACGUCGCUCUUAAGAUUUUUUAAGUAUGUAAAGUCUUCAAAGGUAAAGGGAGCCAUACAAUACCUGACAAAUGUCUCUCAAAGUAAAAAAAAAUAGUAAAAUUGUUCUUUAUAUCAUAUAUUGAUAUAUAGAUAUAUGGCGCGCAGACGCAAUAGCACAUAAAGGUUGGCUACAGUAGCAAAAUUUUGCCGGUUGACGUUACAUGAGUGCCUGAACAAAAGAAGCCGCGAGUAAAAACAUACAUACAACAGACCAUUACUUGCCUUAAUCAAUAUCACAAAAAUUAUUUUCAUUAAAAUAAAAGUGUACAAGUGAAAGAAAAUCCUAUUUAAAACUCGUUGGUUCAUAAUCAAGUGCACGUGUUGUCUUUCAGCGGAUUCUAAUACAUGCUGAGAUUCAUCAAUCCAAAGACUGUCCUACUUUUUCAUCGUGGUUUGAAUCUAGUACAAAGGGCAAAGGUUCUUACAAAGAAUCGACAUCAGUUGCAGGCUGUGGUUACAGCACACGCUUUUUCAAAGAACUUCAAGGACGCUCUAAACAUGCCGCCAAAACGGGGUCGUCCACCUAAGGCAAAAGGUGAAACCAAAACUUCCAAAAAACCAGCUGAAGAAAAAAAAACAUCAAAGAAAACUAAGAGAUCAGAAGUUGAAAAUGAUGAGAAUGGAGCGGAUGAGCCUGCCCCAAAGAAAGCAAAAACUGAAUCCAAAUCAGAGCCAAAGAAGUUGAUGAAUAAAACUGAGUCCAAUUUAGAUGAAAUCAACUUUGAUUGCGAGAAAGUCAAUGCUGAUGGAGAAAAAUAUAAUAUUAAAAUCUGUACAUGGAAUGUUUCUGGGAUUAGGGCGGUACUAAAGAAAAAUGGUAUGACAUAUUUAGAAAGAGAAGAUGCAGAUAUUAUAGCUCUUCAAGAAACAAAAUGUGAAACAAAGAAAAUACCCGAUGAAGUAAAAUUGAAGGGAUAUACUCGAUACUUUCUUGACAGUAAGAAAGCUGGAUACUGCGGAAUGGCAUUGUACUCCAAAAAAGAACCUAUAGAUAUCUCUAUGGGUUUGGAUGAAGAAUUUGAUGAUGAAGGAAGAUUAAUAACUGCUGAAUAUGAACAUUUUUAUUUGGUUAAUGUUUAUGUUCCAAAUGCUGGAAACAAAUUGGUAACUCUACCAAAGCGUUUGAAGUGGAAUGAAGCAUUUAAAAAACAUAUUCAAGAUCUGGAUAAAAAGAAGCCUGUUAUCAUUUGUGGUGACAUGAAUGUAGCUCAUCAAGAAAUUGAUUUGAAAAAUCCAAAGACAAACACUAAAAAUGCUGGUUUCACUAAAGAGGAACGAGAUGGAAUGACAGAUUUUCUGCAGGCAGGUUUUGUUGAUACAUUUAGGCUUCUUUACCCAGAUAAGACAGAUGCCUAUACAUUCUGGGCAUACUUCAAUAAUGCCAGGAGCAAGAACAUUGGCUGGAGAUUAGAUUACUAUAUUGUGUCAGAAAAGAUAAAAAAUAAAGUAUGCGAUGUAGUGAACAGGGAUCAAGUAUUUGGAAGUGACCAUUGUCCUGUUGUAUUUUAUGCAAAUCUUUGAGAAAAUUCAAUUUUCUCUAUUAUAAUUCAAAACAAGAAUAACUUUUUUUGUAAAAAACAUUUCUAUUUAUGAAACCUCCUUUUUAAUUUUAUACAUAUAUAAGAUAAAUAAGUGUAAUACAUUGCGUUGCAACUGUUUUUGUAUACAAUUACUUGAUCAAUAAUAUAACAUUAAUAGCGUAAAUCAACUUAUUUUACACAUUAAUUAAUGAUA